Jaculus jaculus (lesser Egyptian jerboa) is the source of this 2432-nucleotide messenger RNA. RefSeq names its product suppression of tumorigenicity 7 like (gene St7l). Lineage: Eukaryota; Metazoa; Chordata; Mammalia; Rodentia; Dipodidae. The transcript has 14 exons. Bases 296 to 2242 code for a protein of 648 amino acids. The record is from RefSeq and is a predicted model, not a curated record.
GCCCUGUCAGUUCCGCGCCGGGGUGACGGCUCCAAGCGCCCGCCACCCAGGAAACCAGCCGGCCUUGUGCUCGAAGUCUCACGUCUCUGCCCCCCGAGUUACAGCCAUGUCCCCGGGCAUCCGGCCCACGCCGGCAGCGGGCUGCCACCGUCCCGGGCGCUGGGGCUCCAUCGGACCAAGUAGUUGCUACUCCUAAAAGUUUGCGCGGUGGCUUUGCCGUCCGCGAGGGCCGAACGCCAGGCGCUAGGAGCUGCGGGGCCCCCAGGGACGACCGGAGGCUUUGCCAACCCCGGGCAUGGGGUGCCAGGGGACCCUCCAACACGUCACUGCCGCGUCGCGUCUCGGCGCCCAUCCUGCCGAGCCUUCCCCGCCCUCCCGAAGCACUUUCAAGUCCCCCCAGGACGCGCUCCGCCACCUUCCAGGGCUCGUCUCGGUCCAACUGCCCGGGACUCGGCCUCGUCGGAGGCCAAGUUCAGGUCCGCCACGAUCCCAGGAUUCCCAAGUCCGGGUUUCCUGCCCUUCUUCCCCCCCAGCUCCCCGCGCCCGCCCGAGCCGCAAGAUGGCGGAGCGCGAAGGCUUGUGCGAAGCGUCGGGCGCCGCGGCGUCGCCUCAUGCCCACGCCCUGGGCCUGGGCCUGGGCCUGGGCCCGCCGCUCGGCUGGAGAGAGCGGCUGCGGGCCGGCCUGGCGAGCUCGGGCAACUCCCUGUGGUUCCUGGCCGGCCUGGGGCUGCUGUACGCCCUGAGGGUCCCGCUGAGGCUUUGUGACAACCUGACAGCGGUGACAGGGUUUUUAAAUUCCUUGACACCCAAGUUCUAUGUGGCACUUACAGGGACAUCUUCUUUGAUAUCUGGACUAAUAUUUAUAUUUGAAUGGUGGUACUUCCAUAAGCAUGGCACGUCUUUUAUUGAGCAAGUCUCUAUAAGCCACUUGCGGCCACUGAUGGGAGGAGCAGAAAGCACUGUUUCAGAGCCAGGCCAUCACUCCAGCCAAGGAGAAAAUGAAACUGUCAGACAUCAUGUGUCAGAAUGCAAGGUCUGGAGAAACCCUCUAAAUCUUUUCCGAGGAGCAGAAUAUAGGAGAUACACUUGGGUGACUGGUAAAGAACCACUCACAUACUAUGACAUGAACUUGUCAGCCCAGGAUCAUCAGACCUUUUUCACCUGUGACACAGACUUUUUACGUCCAUCAGACACAGUUAUGCAGAAGGCAUGGAGGGAAAGAAAUCCUCCAGCUCGAAUCAAAGCAGCCUAUCAAGCUUUAGAAUUAAACAAUGACUGUGCCACCGCCUAUGUUCUACUGGCUGAGGAAGAAGCAACGACUAUCGUAGAUGCUGAAAGGUUGUUCAAACAGGCACUCAAGGCAGGAGAAACAAUCUACAGGCGGUCACAGCAGUGCCAACACCAGAGUCCCCAGCAUGAAGCUCAACUGAGGAGAGAUACCAAUGUGCUGGUAUAUAUUAAAAGAAGAUUGGCAAUGUGUGCAAGAAAAUUAGGAAGAAUAAGAGAAGCAGUGAAAAUAAUGAGAGAUUUGAUGAAAGAAUUUCCUCCUCUUACUAUGCUGAACAUCCAUGAGAAUCUUUUAGAGUCACUUCUGGAAUUACAGGCCUAUGCAGAUGUUCAGGCAGUCCUAGCAAAAUACGAUGAUAUAAGCCUCCCCAAGUCAGCAGCAAUCUGUUAUACAGCAGCACUGUUGAAAACGAGGACUGUGUCCGAUAAAUUUUCUCCAGAAACAGCCUCCAGGAGAGGGUUAAGCACAGCAGAAAUUAAUGCUGUAGAAGCAAUUCACAGAGCUGUGGAAUUUAAUCCUCAUGUUCCAAAAUAUUUACUAGAGAUGAAAAGUUUAAUUUUACCUCCAGAACACAUUCUGAAACGAGGCGAUAGUGAAGCGAUUGCCUACGCGUUCUUUCAUCUCCAGCACUGGAAACGAAUAGAAGGUGCCCUCAGUCUGCUGCAGUGUACGUGGGAAGGCACUUUUAGAAUGAUUCCAUACCCAUUAGAGAAAGGACAUCUAUUUUACCCUUAUCCCAGCUGCACAGAGACUGCUGAUAGAGAGCUAUUGCCUACCUUUCAUCAUGUUUCUGUUUAUCCAAAGAAGGAGCUUCCUUUUUUCAUUCAUUUUACAGCAGGACUCUGCUCUUCUACAGCAAUGAUAGCCUUUCUCACACACCAGUUUCCUGAAAUCAUGGGUGUUUUUGCUAAAGCUGUAAGUAUGAUCUCAAAGACUUGUGUAGAAUAUUUAUAAAACACCACAAGAAACGUUCUCAGAUCUGUUUGCUCUAACCCCAGCCAAGCAGUGAAAGAUAUUUGUUAUAGUAAAUGACAGAAAUUGAUUUGUAAAGCUAUUAACUUAAAUAUGUCAGAAUGACUUCUUGGUGAUUAAAUUAUACUUCUGUUGCUUAAAAGUUUAAAGAAUACAAUACUAUAACAUAAAA